This is a messenger RNA of Lampris incognitus (smalleye Pacific opah), 609 nucleotides long. RefSeq names its product SIX homeobox 9 (gene six9). Gene Ontology annotation, biological process: regulation of transcription by RNA polymerase II. Gene Ontology annotation, cellular component: transcription regulator complex; nucleus. Gene Ontology annotation, molecular function: RNA polymerase II cis-regulatory region sequence-specific DNA binding; DNA-binding transcription factor activity, RNA polymerase II-specific. The record is from RefSeq and is a predicted model, not a curated record. Lineage: Eukaryota; Metazoa; Chordata; Actinopteri; Lampriformes; Lampridae.
AUGGCCUUCUCAGCAGAGCAGCUGGCCUGCGUGUGUGAGGUCCUUCUCCAGAGUGGGAACGCCUCGCCAUUUUUCUGCGCCUCCUCCUCCUCCUGCCCCGGGGAGUUGGAGAGUGUGGUUAAGGCCCAGGCGGCAGUGGCCUUCCACCAGGGGCAUUUUCUUGACCUCUACAUGCUGCUGGAGGGAUUCCCUUUCUCCCCGUGCAGCCACCCGCUCCUCCAGCAGCUGUGGCUCAGGGCCCAUUACACAGAGGCUGAGAGACAAAGAGUGGCCGCUGUGGCCAAAUACCGUGUGAGACAAAAGUUCCCGCUACCUCGAACCAUCUGGGACGGAGAGGAGACCAGCUACUGCUAUAAGGAGAAACCCCGCAACAUACUCAGAGAGUGGUACCACUACAAACCUUAUCCUUCAAACUGUGAGAAAUGUGAGCUUGCAGCCGCCACAGGUCCGACGGUGACACAGGUCAGCAACUGGUUCAAGAACUGAAGGCAACGAGAGCGAGUGACCAUCGCACCCAAUACGUCGGCAGAACAGGAAAACAUGGGUUGGCCCUCUGGGAACAGCAACCUCUUGUUGCCGUUUGUGGGCGAUUAUCAGAGAAACACAUGA